This is a messenger RNA of Geosmithia morbida, 1479 nucleotides long. Its product is annotated as mitochondrial distribution and morphology protein 10. The transcript is spliced from 2 exons. Gene Ontology annotation, biological process: protein insertion into mitochondrial outer membrane; establishment of mitochondrion localization; phospholipid transport. The record is from RefSeq and is a predicted model, not a curated record. Gene Ontology annotation, cellular component: SAM complex; ERMES complex. Lineage: Eukaryota; Fungi; Ascomycota; Sordariomycetes; Hypocreales; Bionectriaceae. The coding region runs from base 1 to 1479 and encodes 492 amino acids.
AUGCGAGAAUUCAUGGACUACGUCCACAGCGCCUUCUACGAAGCGACAGGCUGGGACCGGGACAAUUCGUACGCGGCCCUCAACACGAUACCAGAUGCCCUCCUAGACUUCCCUACCCCUAGGGGUCUGCGCCUCACGCUCUCGUCGCUGGCGAGCUCGAACUUUGCGACGUCGUACCAGCUGGGAUCGGUAGGCGUGGUGGACGGGUCGGUCUCGUACCUGUUCUCGUCGGAGCCCCUGCGGGCGCUCCUGACGCCGCGGUCGGACGCGGUCGCGCUCCCGGAGCUCCUCCGGUCGUACAGGCCGCUGCGGCCGCUGUCCCGGCGCGAGGAGGCGCCGCACCGCACGGCGGACGACAGGCCCGAGUCCUCCCUGCUGUACGGGCGCCUGUACCUGCCGCAGUCGCUGCUGGAGGCGCUGGUGGUGCGGCGGGUCAGCCCGGCCCUGCAGGUGCAGUUCAGCGCCGUGUCGGGCGCCCACCUGCGCAACGGCGGGACGGCCGUCGGCCAGGUGCAGUACGACGUGGGGAGGUACGCGUGGGAGGGGCUGGCCUCGUCGGACGGCGGCCUCCUCGGUCUCAGGGGCGUCUACAACUCCGGAGGGGACGUAGCUCUGCCUCACCAGCAACACCACCACAACAGACACCACGACGCUGCCAGCCCGAACCGCGGAGAGGGUGGCGACGAGGGAGGAGGAGGAGGAGGAGGAGGAGGCGGCAAUGGCGGUGGUAACGGCAGCGGUAACGGCAGCGGCAACGGCAGCGGUAACGGUGGCACGGACCGGGAGCGCAUAUACGGCCGCUUCAGCACGGGAGCAGAGGUCUACUACGGCACCCUCAACAAGUCGGGUGGGAUUAGCGUCGGCACGCGCUUCGCCACGCUCCCGACGCACAGGGGGACGCCGCUGUCGGCCACGCUGACGCUCAACCCGCUCAUGGGCAACAUCAACGCCAGCUACUCGGUCAUGGCGGGCAGGCACUGCAGCCUCGCGACGCGCAUGGAGUUCAACGUCUUCAGCUACGAGAGCGCCUGGGCCGUCGGCAUGGAGCUGUGGAGGAAGCCGUCCGUCGUCGACGCCGCGCCGGACGGCCAAGACAUGUUUGGCGUGGGGGACCGCAGCUUCCAGGCCAAGUUGGACUGGAGGUUAGACGAGAAGCCGGUGGUCAAGCCGGUGGUCGAGCCGGUGGCCAAGCCGGUGGCCAAGCCGAUGGUCAAACCGGUAGCCAAGCCCGGGCCCGAAGACGGUGACGGGAAGAAGGAAGGAGAGGUGGUGAUGACGGUGGAGGAGGACUCUGAGGAUGAGGGCGAGGACGAGUAUGCUGGCGUGCUCAAGGCGAGGCUGGAUCAGAACAUGAACAUCGGGGUGCUGUGGGAGGGUAGGGUGAAGUCUCUGCUCUUCAGUCUGGGGACCGGUAUCGAUCUCAGGAGGCUGGACAAGCCAUUCAGGAGUGUCGGGUUGGAGAUUCAAUUCUCGUCAUGA